AUGGGCGCCGCGAAGGACAUGGAGCGGCCGCUGCGAGUGGAGGCCGCUCUCGCCGCGGGCUUCGAGCCUCCCUUUCGGCCGCGAUCCAAUGACGACGGUGGCCCUGCCGGCAAUCCCACCCUCAUGGCUCUGCUGGCCCGCCCAGAGGAAGGAGAUGUGAACAAAUGCGGCUCUCCACUGCCGGGGAUCCGUCGCUUCGCCGCCCACGAUGCAGCCCAUCUCGCUUGUGGCACCUGGGGCAGAGGCAUGCUACUGCGGAUGCUGCAGUUGGAGGCCCAGGCUAGCCGGUCCCUUGCCGCUGCUUACACGAUGCAGAACCCCUCGUCAAACAUUUCCACGGCGGCGGCGGCAUCUUUCCAGCUCGUCGCAGACCUGGAACUCUCAGGUGGCUUGAGCCCCUGCUGGUCAAUUCCCAAAUCCAGCGGCUUGGGAAACCCAAGCAUGCAGGAUGCAGGGCAGAGACCCACUUUCGCACCCGACAAGAAAAUAUAGGCUUGCGCA
Messenger RNA from Gaeumannomyces tritici R3-111a-1, 501 nucleotides. RefSeq lists its product as hypothetical. NCBI's taxonomy places the organism in Eukaryota, Fungi, Ascomycota, Sordariomycetes, Magnaporthales, Magnaporthaceae. The record is from RefSeq and is a predicted model, not a curated record. The coding region runs from base 1 to 492 and encodes 163 amino acids. The transcript is spliced from 3 exons.